Nicotiana tabacum (common tobacco) is the source of this 1045-nucleotide messenger RNA. Lineage: Eukaryota; Viridiplantae; Streptophyta; Magnoliopsida; Solanales; Solanaceae. The record is from RefSeq and is a predicted model, not a curated record.
CCUCAUGUACGGUGCUGAGGAUCCAUCCAUUGCUGGAAUGGUUUUAGACAGCCCCUUCUCUGAUUUGGUUGAUUUGAUGAUGGAACUUGUAGACACUUACAAAAUCCGGCUGCCCAAGUUCACUGUAAAGUUUGCAAUCCAAUAUAUGCGCAGAGCGGUUUUAAAAAAGGCGAAGUUUGACAUAACCGAGUUGAACACAAUUAAGGUGGCAAAGUCAUGCUUUGUCCCUGUUUUACUGGGUCAUGCUGUUGAUGAUGAUUUUAUACAGCCCCAUCACUCUGAUCGUGUAUUUGAGGCGUACAUGGGGGACAAGAAUAUUAUAAAAUUUGAGGGUGAUCACAACUCUCCACGUCCACAGUUUUAUUUUGAUUCUAUAAGUAUCUUCUUCAACAAUGUUUUGCAACCACCAGAGGAUGAAGCAGUGGGUGCAUUCUUUGACAUGCCACAAGAUUAUUUUGGCAAGGGCAGUUGGAGUACAGUCCAUGAAGUUGACUUUAUGGAUGAUGUCCAUGAUGUUGCAGCUGCACCAACUAGUAGCACUGAAGAUGUAAUAAAGCAGGUUCGCUCCAAAAGACCCAUGAGUCGGACAGAGGUCCCGUCUGACAUAUCUGCGCAGGAUAACCAGACUGAAGACCAGGAAGAAGGUACUGGAACCGACUCUGUCCCAUCAUCUUCAAAAAUGAUCAGCUUUGAACUUUCCAAUGGUGACCCGUUUGGUCCCAAUGUUCCUGCAUCAAUAGAUGAUGAUGACUAUGUGGAAUACUCACUUGAUAGUUUGGCAGAUUUUCCUAGUAAUGUGGAGGAAGAAGAAAGGAUGUUAAUGAAAGCAGUACUCGAGUCUUUAAAAGAUUUGGAGGUAAAACCUCCCCCUGCCGAGCAAGUGUCCUCAAAAGUUGUCGAAGUACUUCCUCAACCUUUGCAGGACAGUAAAGAUGAGUCAGCUUCUUCAAAGCAAUGUACUCCAUCGAAAGAAAUUAGUGCUAGUGCCAUAGUUUCUAAUGGACAUGAUUCAGACACCAAAGUCCAAGNCUGUCAGGGGUGGUAA